Messenger RNA from Caretta caretta (loggerhead turtle), 4068 nucleotides. Lineage: Eukaryota; Metazoa; Chordata; Testudines; Cheloniidae. The record is from RefSeq and is a predicted model, not a curated record.
GCCGCUGUCGUGCCCCACCUCACCGAGGUGGCCUCUCCCGAGUCCGGACGCCGGAGGGAGUGAGCGGCCCGGCCCGGCUCGGCUCGGCUCGGCCUGGCCUGGCUUGCGGAGCCGGUAGCGUGACCGGCCGCCAGGUGAAGGGCUCUGCGAGGGCUGAGGUGUGUGCUGCCACUCUCCCUGCUCUCCUUUGGAUCUAGCUUGCCUGGCAUGCGGUAUCUAUAGAUGCCUCUGUACUACCCUGUCUGGCUGUGCAGAAGAAAAGUCCAGAGAUCCCUGUGGGAUGUGGCCGUGGCUGGACUCUUGAUGAUGCCGUGUUUUUCAAUGAGGGUGGAGCAGAAGCUGGACUUCACUUGGUUGCCCUACGCCCUCUGAAGGAGCAGUCAUGUCGGUGAUGGUGGUGAGGAAGAAGGCGAUGCGGAAAUGGGAGAAGCUGCCAGGCAGGAACACCUUCUGUUGCGAUGGUCGGAUCAUGAUGGCCCGCCAGAAGGGCAUCUUCUACCUGACACUCUUCUUAAUUCUUGGCACCUGUGCCCUCUUCUUUGCUUUUGAGUGUCGCUACCUGGCAGUUCAGCUGUCUCCAGCCAUCCCUGUCUUUGCAGUAGUUCUUUUCCUAUUCGCGAUGGCUAUGCUUCUGCGGACAAGUUUCAGUGAUCCUGGUGUGAUCCCCAGAGCCCUGCCUGAUGAGGCAGCCUUCAUUGAAAUGGAGAUUGAGGCCACCAAUGGAACUGUGCCUCAGGGUCAGCGCCCGCCUCCACGUAUCAAAAACUUCCAGAUCAACAACCAGAUAGUGAAGCUGAAGUACUGUUAUACGUGCAAGAUCUUCCGGCCCCCCCGUGCCUCGCACUGCAGCAUCUGCGACAAUUGUGUGGAGCGCUUUGACCAUCACUGCCCCUGGGUUGGGAACUGCGUGGGGAAGAGGAACUACCGCUACUUCUACCUCUUCAUCCUCUCGCUCUCACUCCUCACCAUCUACAUAUUCACCUUCAACAUCGUCUACGUGGCGCUCAAGUCCCUGAAGAUUGGCUUCCUGAACACGUUGAAAGAGACCCCUGGAACGGUCCUGGAGGUGCUUAUCUGUUUCUUCACCCUCUGGUCAGUGGUGGGGUUAACCGGAUUCCACACCUUCUUGGUGGCUCUGAACCAGACGACCAACGAAGACAUUAAGGGGGCGUGGACUGGGAAGAACCGGGUGCAGAAUCCCUAUAGCCAUGGGAACAUUGUGAAGAACUGCUGUGAAGUGCUGUGUGGGCCACUGCCCCCCAGUGUGCUGGACAGACGGGGCAUCUUGCAGCAGGAGGAGAGCGGUGCGCAGGGGGACAGCAGCACGCGGGGGCCCAGCACUCAGGAGCCCGGCGCACUGGAGAAGAGCAGCACUCAGGAGCCCGGUGCUGCUCAGGUGCUCAGUGCGCAGGCAGUGGGCAGCACUCGGGAGGGCAGCAGCAGCCCCACGCGUCAAAGUGCAGUCCCCAUGCUGCCGCUGAGCCCCACUGGGAUGCCAGAGGAGACUCAACCUUCUGCUGUGGAGCUCCCAGCACAGACCCGGGACGAUGGGCCAACUGAGCACUAACCUCUGCUCAAAAGGAGAACAUUGUUUGUUCUGUCCAAUCAAUGCCAGAAGUGAUUGCCAGGCGGAGAAGGCCGGCUGGCUGGCAGGCAAGCAGACCACCCCUCACUGAGGGGAGCAGAUGGGCUGGCUGGCAGGCAAUUCCUCAUGGCCAUUUUGCUUUAGUCUUUAUUCACCUUGAUUGUGGACAGGAGUGCGCCUGGCCCAGGUCAUUGCCAAUGGAUUCAAAGAGUGAGCAGAGCAUGUCAGUCAUUGGUACAGACCUUUACCCUUGCAGCUGGUCUCGGAACAGGCUGAAGUAGGACUUCUCACUCUGCAGUUGGUCCUUAGUGCUAAAUGCUAGCCUGGCCAUGGCCCUCUCUUUCUGCCCCAGCAGUCAUCUCUGACGUCGGCAGCUGCCCUGCAGUGGAGUGGCAGGAUUGAGGAAUCAUGAUGUGAAGGUGACUGUGACCAUGGCAGUGUUCGUCUCUCUCCCUCCCCCUUCUCCCUCCGUCUCUGGCAUUAUUUUAUUGUGUAAGGUGGUGGGGUGGCCAGGAAAUACUGUCUUGGUGCCAACAGGGCCAGAAACACCUGGGCAGGCAAUCCACCUGGAGAUGGUUUUCUGUAGCUUCCUUCCCAAACUUCCCCAUUAGUGACUAGCAGGCAUUAGAGGUCCUUGAACAGUCAUGGAGUGGGCAGCCUCCUUUGCCCUUUGGGGAGUGCACCUUUCACUGCAGGAGUGUCAGGGGAGAGCAAUGCCGGGGCAGAGCUCGCUACUCUCUGGACCCUGCACCAGCUGCAGAGCAGUUGCACCAGGGAAUCACGAGGGAAGAGCCCUCUUGGGUCAUUUGCACUCUGUUCCUGGGGCCAGGGCAGGAUUUGUUCCCUAGUGCCUUGUCAACUCUUGUGUUUGCUGCCCCAGGCAGUGGGGCUUCCACCCCUUGGCUGGGGAGGCUGUGCCCCCAUUGAAGUAAAUGGUGAAAAGCUCUUUCCCUCUCUCUGCCCUGGUUGGCUCUGAACUCCCUUUGUCAGGAGGAGCCUAGGCCUCACUGCAGCAUUCCAGGGCCCCCACGUGCUUUUCCACCUGGAGCAGCUCUGGCUGCAAAGGGUUCCGCCAGCUGGGGCAGGGGACAGGCGGGCCUUUCACGGGGGCUGUUGCCUUGGGAGAAGGAACUCUAUGGAGUCUGACUCCUUUCUCCUCCUGUCUGCAUGAGCGAGGCUCCUGGGGGCUCCCAGUCUCAGCUCGAGGGCUGCUGUGAGGCAGCUUAGCCAUCUCCUUUGUGCCAUCUUCCCUUCCGUCUGCCACCAAGAGAUGUUGGGUGUGGCUAAAAGGAGGAGCCCUUCUGUGGCACCCCCCAUGCGCCCCUGGGGGAGGGGUGUCCCCUUCCCGUCUGUCUGUUGUAAUUCCCAGUCUCUGCUUAGGGGAAAUGCCUGAUUCUGCUCAAGAGGGCACUCUUAUUCUCUUAUUCCGUGCCACUUGUGGUAUGUCCUAGGGUGAGACCCUGGCGUGGAGGGAGGGCGGUAUUGGGGUCACCGAGGCGUCUGACCUGCUUCCCCCCAAGCUUGAGGCAGGAGCCCCCCCAUCUUGACCCACAUUUACUGGCCUGUUAUUAACUAGUUCUCAGAACGGUCUGUCUCAGCUGGCAUUGGAGGUGAUCCUAGCAUGAGAGACCUGCACUGUGCCCUGUCUCCCAGCACUCCCCGUACAGCAGGUGUGUGCUGAGAGUCCUGAAGGGCAGUGCUCUGCAGAGUAGAGGGGAGGUUGGAGCUGCCCUACCUCUCUGGCUUGAGGGCAGCACUGUUGAGAUCUGGGUGCAGGAUCCUUCCUGUUCCUCCCUUGGCUGUGUGGCCUGGCUUCUUGUCCCAUUCAGCCUUAAAGCUCCCACUCUAUGCUGGCUUGAUGCAAGUGGGAUGGCCAGGGUAGAAGGCACAGAGGCAUUCCCACUUACCCCCCCAUCUCUAUAGUUGAGCACAGUUCAAAAUUGCUGCCUCCCUUAGCUCCAGCUGGAGUGUGUUGUCCCCUCGAGAACUGUCCCCUCUUCCCCUGCUGGGAGAGCUCAGAGGAGGAGCCUUGAGUCUGGCUGGCCCCUCUGAGUUCACCCACCCUGUGCCAGGUUCUGGGCUCUCCACAUCCCUCCCCACGGAAGCCUUAGUCCUGUGGGUGGGACUUGUCCCGGCUGCAUAGGCUCAGCGCUCUGCCACUCCAGUGGUGCUCCACUCCCUGCCCAUGCUAGUGCCCCCUGCCUGGUGGGGACUGUGUUGGAGGCUACAGCCAAACUUUUCCACCUGCCCCCAACAUGCUACCGACCAAAUCUCAAACUUGUUGCAAAAAAUGUAUUUUUGUUUUUACUAAUCUAUUUUCUGAUGUACUGUGUCAAACUCUGCCUACUGGAGGGGCCCUCUGGUACCUCUUGCACGGUGGCUCCUUGUCUGAUCCGUUAAGUUUCUCAAUGAAGGAAGUUUUUUUUUGUUUUUUGGAUUUUUUAAACAAAUGAAGGAAUCCUAAUCAGUUCGAAAGCCUCUGA